CAUGAACUUGCUUAGAGACAAUGUCCAAGGGUCCAGAAUUCAAAAAUGGAUGUGUCCUGGAGAACAUGGAUCAUGGCUUGAUACAGCCUACGCCCUGUUCCGUAGGUGUCAGCACUAAGAACCGGGUCUCGGCGACUCGGUCUGCUCACUGAGCAUUGACAUCUUUGGACAUCGUAAAGAUUGAUGUGCUAUCAGUGGUGAGAAGCCUUGAACCUUGAUUGGAGGCGGCAGUCUUCUUCUCUCUCAUUCUCUUGACUUUGUAAAUUCAAUAUGGUUCAAUCAGAGAAAAUACCUUUCGCGGAAAUCUUUCCAUGGGCCACUUUUCGCCGGCAGGCAAAGGCGGACCUUGCACCACCUACCGCAAGCUUCAAAGGAAAGACAGUCCUCCUUGUCGGCGCCACCGGCGCGAUUCUCUCAGACGCGGCUCGGAUUAUCACCAGCCUCAAUGUUUCGACUCUCAUUUUGGCGGUCCGAAAUGUAGCUAAAGGCGAGUUGUUGGCCGGUGAACUGAGGAAAAUGAGCGUUGAUGAUGAUGAAAGCCAGCAGUCGACUAUCACUGUGAUGGAAGUAGACCUAUUGUCUUUUGAUAGCGUCAAGACUUUUGCAGCCGGGAUCAAUCAAGUUCAGACUCGCAUUGAUGUGGUGGUCAUGGGUUCUGCUAUAAUGAACGAUGAGACAAGAGUUACUGCAGAUGAAUGGGAAGAGACUGUGCAACUAACCCAUCUCUCAUCGGCACUCUUGAUUCUCCUCUUGUUUCCCAAGAUGCUGGCCGACGGAGAUAAUCAACCAGUGGUGCUCUGCAGUCUUACCAGCGCGGCGAUCCGCUCCGCAGCCCCGAUGGUCGAACUUCCAGACGACGCAAAAGACUCCUACCUGGAGCAGGUCAGCAAUGUCAAAGAUGCCGCUACUCAGAAGAGUUACCAAUAUGGUCUUGCAAAGAUGAUCCACGCAUGCUGGAUCAGGGAGCUCUGCGCCCGUCAUCUACCCGGCAGUAAUCCCAGGAUUCACAUCCACCAGCUGGAUCCGGGCGCCUGUUUCACACCGCUCAGCUCACGAGUACUCAUCGGGAGACUGCUGCUUUGGUUCAUUGGUCGGCCUAUAGAGAUGUGUGCCCGAACCGUGGUCAACGCAUGCCUACCACUGAUAGGAUCGCAUGGAAAGAUGCUGGUCGAUUACGAUGUUGCUCCGUAUCCUGAGUUCAUGGACAGGACACUCGGAUUAGAACUCCAGCGAAGGGUUUGGCAAGAGACAAGCCAGGUAUUAGAGAGCUUAGUCACCCCUCGGGCAAAAAGUUACCUUUUUGGACCAAGUUCGUGAUUGAAUUUGCCUGGUAAAUGAAAGUCCGACGGAGUUUUGCAUCUUAAAACGGGCUGGCUUCGUAAUGAAGAAACACGAUUAGAUUUGCAAAUACGCUAGAGCAAGUAAUAUUAUGUACACUCUAUCGACUUUGAAGGGAUGAUUAUUUGUCGUCUGCUAGCUUCAGCCCUUGCCUUUUUCCAUCCACCGAGCUCGAAUCAUCUUUUCAGAAUACACAGAUGACUAUGCUCCAGUGGGUUCCGUCUUUGGCGCAGAGGUAGUAACAGUCACAGGAGG
This is a messenger RNA of Colletotrichum godetiae, 1593 nucleotides long. RefSeq lists its product as uncharacterized. The transcript has 4 exons. The coding region runs from base 271 to 1317 and encodes 348 amino acids. The record is from RefSeq and is a predicted model, not a curated record. Lineage: Eukaryota; Fungi; Ascomycota; Sordariomycetes; Glomerellales; Glomerellaceae.